Molecule: messenger RNA, 861 nt
Organism: Cyanidioschyzon merolae strain 10D
Lineage: Eukaryota; Rhodophyta; Bangiophyceae; Cyanidiales; Cyanidiaceae
Exons: 1
Coding region: 1-861 (286 amino acids)
Source: RefSeq, a predicted model, not a curated record
AUGAAGCCAGGGCCCGCUGCACCUCACGCUUUGUCUCUUUGGAACUUUAGUUUGUCGCCUGGAUGGACUGGAGACGAGGUUCACCGCUUGCGUCUGUGUUUGAUGGUGCACGGUGUUGGGCGCUGGUCCCAGAUAGUACAGAGCGGGUACCUUGUCGGCAAGACGAUCUCCCAACUGAACCUGCAAACGCAAAAACUCCUGGGACAGCAAUCGCUCGCAGAGUUUACUGGGCUUCAGAUUGAUCCGGCUGAGGUUUUCUUAGUGAACAGGGAAAAAAUCAAGGCCGGGGCGAAGACGAAGAUGGGUUUAGUAAUCAACGAGGGUCCGAAUCCCUCUCGAGAAGUGGUCGUUGCACGCCUGCGCGAAAAUCGCGAACGAUUCGCCCUCCCUGAAACGCGUGUUCGUGAAGCAGAGUUCGAACUACGUCUUUUGUCUCGUGAGCAGCAGUGGCAAGACGUUCAUACUCUGCUGCAAUCUCUUCCUGAGGUCCAGCAGCAACGACUGCACCAGCUCCUUGCCGGAGAGUGGCUCCAGUUGCAAGCCGCAACUUCGCCAUCAACAACGCGUCACUGGGUUCAACUUGAAAGUUUAGGUCAUAUCGUGCUGCCAGGAUUUGCAGAAAGGCGACAAAUGUCAGCUGAGGAUUGGCGUGCGUAUCAGCAGCAGCUAGAGUGCAUGUGUGACGCCGUCCAGCGCGUCCAACAUCGAAUCACGCAAGACAAGGAGAACUGGUUAUGUGCUGAUGCCUCGACUACAGAGCAAGGACUCGAAGGCUCCGAAGCUCCUGAACCGAAGAGGAAACGAACAGUUGGUGCGAAGAGAGCUCGAGGGGCACCAGUUUCGCAGGGUGAAGACGUAUAG